Messenger RNA from Protobothrops mucrosquamatus (brown spotted pit viper), 763 nucleotides. Its product is annotated as ubiquinol-cytochrome-c reductase complex assembly factor 2-like. Gene Ontology annotation, cellular component: mitochondrial matrix. The transcript is spliced from 4 exons. The record is from RefSeq and is a predicted model, not a curated record. NCBI's taxonomy places the organism in Eukaryota, Metazoa, Chordata, Lepidosauria, Squamata, Viperidae. Gene Ontology annotation, biological process: mitochondrial respiratory chain complex III assembly. The annotation marks the transcript as partial.
GCCUUCCGCGAGGGAGAGAAUACUCAGAUUGCUGACCCAGUGACUUGCGAUGAAAUUUUUGAAAGUUUAACUAAAAUUCAUACUAAUUAUUAUAAAAAUAAGUAUCCACGUCUGAGAGAUACAAACUUCUCUGGAGUGCCAGUGGAGGAAUGCAAGUUGGUCCUUGCAACAGAACAAUUGAAGCAGCUGGAAGAAGGAAAGCUUGGAAAAUUGAAAAGGUUACGUGAAAAAUUCUCCGCCAAGCAUCACAAAGAAGAUUCCAAAUAAUAACUUGGUCUUUAACUGGUUUCAUAAAGCACUGUUUUUGCCAGUAUAGCUAAACCUCGUUACCAGCAAAGGACAAUGGAAAGCUAUUCUGAAAUGAGAUAAACAAGCUCCAUUUGAAUACAUUGGUUUAUAAAGACUUAGGAAGUCCAUCUAAAGAACAGGAAAUGAUAUAGUUACAUGCUGUGGGUGUUUACCUAUCUUCAAUAUGAAUGUCAUCUUGCAACUGAUGUGUUGGAGCCUAACAGAACUAUAGUUCAUGUCAAAACAAAACAAAUCUAACAUUGGGAUUCUGUGACAGAAAUGUGUGGCUGUUUACUGUUAAUUAGCUUGUGUGUUGUUUACGGGAAAGGCAGCACUUACUCUGGGGAAAAAGAAGCUUACCAUAUGUUGUGCAAAAUUAAAUAUUGAGAGGAGAAAUUUCUAUUCUAUGACUGCUGCCUGUGAAAUCGAUGAGAUAGCAAAGUAGUUCCAAAUACAUGGGCAGCUCCCAAAUGUU